AUGCCGUCCAAAACCUCAAAAUACGUAUAUCACGGUCACAGCAAGAUAAUCUCAGGUGUUAUAGCAGUUCUUGAAACCACUAACCGACCACUUUCCUUACAAGAGUUGGUUGAUGAAAUGACAAGACGUCAAUUAGUAGUUUUUCAUGGUGCCACUCCGCGUAAUACUGUCAGUGGUGAAAUUAGUAAACUUCUCAAUGCAGUAGGUCCUAACAAUGCUCCCAUCCUAAAAGUUAACCAAGGAAAACUUACCAAGUUCUUUUUGCGACCGCGUCACCAACAGGAUACGUUAAAACAUGUUUCACAUGGUAAAAUUCAAAAAAGACAUUCAUCUCGCACUACUCGUAAUAAUCAUCAUUCGCAAACUACCAUAAUCUCUUCAGACAAGCAGGAUCAAAAGGAGCGCGUGACUGAUCAGAAAAAACGACGCCAAAUGGAUGAUCUAAAGGCUGCAUAUUUACUUUCUUGUCUUUCUGCACAUUCGUUUUGGCUAAAUUUUAAAAAUGAACCAGAGAAAGAUUUUAAAUAUUUUCUGGAAGCUCAUGUCGGGGAAACUUCUUUGAUUUCUAGCGUAAACGAUGGUGAUCUUAAUAAUAACUCAAUGAAAAUGGAAUCAUGUAUGACAGAAUAUUGA
Funneliformis mosseae is the source of this 633-nucleotide messenger RNA. The record is from the annotation of a GenBank genome assembly. NCBI's taxonomy places the organism in Eukaryota, Fungi, Glomeromycota, Glomeromycetes, Glomerales, Glomeraceae.